Messenger RNA from Salvelinus sp. IW2-2015, 1433 nucleotides. Its product is annotated as GTP-binding protein Di-Ras1-like. NCBI's taxonomy places the organism in Eukaryota, Metazoa, Chordata, Actinopteri, Salmoniformes, Salmonidae. The record is from RefSeq and is a predicted model, not a curated record. Gene Ontology annotation, molecular function: GDP binding; GTP binding; GTPase activity. Gene Ontology annotation, cellular component: plasma membrane. Gene Ontology annotation, biological process: signal transduction.
UGAUGGAGGGAGCUCACACAUCUUCAGCAAAAGCAGGAUAAGGAGUGUCAAAAGCGCACGAUUUUUCUAUAACUGCCCAUUCGCUUGCGUCAGUAUUCGAUGAGCGACUGAAUAGAAAGGAAAGCACCUCCUAUCUUUGGCAUCAAGGGGUUUAAAUCAGAAAAACAGAGAGAGCGAGCGAGCUGCAGUGAAAAGGGGAGGACCUGGCUACAUCAACACAUCACGUAUAUUGUAAAAUGUUAUUGCUAUAGAAGAACUCUAGCGUCAAUGUAUUUACUUGCAUGCGUUACAUGCGGGCAUAUUUAAAUCCGCAGCAUCACAACGGAUCUGGGAAAGUAAACUUGAGGUCUUAGGAAACAGAAACAGGGAUCCCAACCCCCCCCCAACAUGCCGGAGCAGAGCAAUGACUACCGUGUUGUGGUGUUUGGGGCUGGCGGUGUGGGCAAGAGCUCCUUGGUCCUUCGCUUUGUCAAGGGAACCUUCCGGGACACCUACAUCCCCACUGUGGAGGACACCUACCGCCAGGUGAUCAGCUGUGACAAGAGCGUGUGCACCCUCCAGAUCACCGACACCACGGGCAGCCACCAGUURCCCGCCAUGCAGCGSCUGUCCAUCUCCAAGGGCCACGCCUUCAUCRUGGUCUACUCRGUCACCAGCCGCCAGUCRCUGGAGGAGCUCAAGCCCAUCUACCAGCAGGUGCUMGCCAUCAAGGGCAGCGUGGACGCCAURCCRGUCAUGCUGGUYGGRAACAAGAGRGACGAYACCCAGCGUGAGGUGGAGACCAKGGAMGGUGAGGCGCAGGCGYCAYCAUGGAAGUGUGCCUUCAUGGAAACCUCMGCCAAGAUGAACUYCAACGUCAAYGAGCUCUUCCAGGAGCUGCUCACCCUGGAGAAGAAGAGGAACAUGAGUCUGAGCAUCGAUGGCAAGCGCUCCGGCAAGCAGAAGCYUGCCGACAAGCUUAAGGGCAAGUGCAGCAUCAUGUAGGGAGGGAGAGGUGAUGCCUGACCCCUAAGGAGGAAAGACAGAGGCUGGGGAGGGUAGUGGUGGUGGUGGUGGAAAGGGUGGGCAUUCUUGAAGAGACUCACUUCGAGGAAUGGAGGGAAGGUUGGGGUGGGGGUGGAAUGGGGGUCGUCUGAGAGGGAUUUUGUUAUCCCGAAAGAGGAAACCCCCCCCUUACUUUAUACCACUACCCCCAUCUCCACCUUUCCCCCACUCUGCUCAUACCAUUAACCAGGAAUCGCCCCUAGGGCACAGUCAACCCGUCUGUCUCACUGGUUUUGAUUUGGAGGUUUGCCUCUCCAUCAAAAAAUGUAUGCCACUGAAGGCCCGAAUAGAAAAGUUUGGGACACAAGAGUCAAGUUCUAAGAGAAGGUCAAAUAUUGAUGCAUCUCUGCUGUGAUGGGAAAAAGGAAAGAAUAUGGAGCCCUGAGAAU